CACUGAUUGGCAGUACUGAUAGGUGGCACUGAUUGGCAGUACUGAUAGGUGGCACUGAUUGGCAGUACUGAUGGGUGACACUGAAAGGCAGCUCAGAUGGGCACUGAUAUGUGGCAUUGAUGUGGCACUGAUGGGCACUGGCACGUGGCACUGUUUAGCACUGACAGCUGGCACUUCUGGGGCCACACUGAUCAUCAGGGCACACUGAUCAUCAGUGCCCUGAUGAUCAGUGCCCUGAUGAUCACUGUCAGCGUGACAGAUCGAGAGGAGAGAAAUGCCGAUAACCGGCAUUUCCCUGUUUACACGUGAUCAGCUGUGAUUGG
Messenger RNA from Staurois parvus, 323 nucleotides. NCBI's taxonomy places the organism in Eukaryota, Metazoa, Chordata, Amphibia, Anura, Ranidae. The record is from the annotation of a GenBank genome assembly.